Molecule: messenger RNA, 2549 nt
Organism: Fusarium redolens
Lineage: Eukaryota; Fungi; Ascomycota; Sordariomycetes; Hypocreales; Nectriaceae
Exons: 8
Coding region: 150-2315 (721 amino acids)
Biological process (GO): DNA-templated transcription; regulation of DNA-templated transcription
Molecular function (GO): DNA binding; zinc ion binding; DNA-binding transcription factor activity, RNA polymerase II-specific
Source: RefSeq, a predicted model, not a curated record
GAGAAACCGAGCCUUUGCCCCAAAUAGACGCGUGCCAUCAUCAAGGAUGAGGGUUGGCCUUGGCGUUUCGUGGAUCAGUAUCCAUGAGUCUUUAACGAAUCCGAGUGUUCCAAAACUUCCCAAAUAUUUUGACAAGUGAAUUGUGCCUAAUGACAACGAUGAACGUGGAUGCGAACGAAAGCGAUGGAGAGGAUAUCGCCGUCUCAGGAACGCGCAGAGUUCCGGAGCAUAAGCUCUCUUGUGAUCAGUGUCGACAAAGAAAGAUCAAAUGCGACCGUGGGGAUCCUUGUGGGCCGUGUCAACGAAAGAAUAUUUGUUGUUCGUUCCCCACUGGCUUCAAGUCUCGAGCAAAACGUCAGCAGAUCUUAGUAUCUGAUGGCUAUGAAUCCAAGUUGGACGCCAUCUCACAAAAGCUCGAUCGCAUCAGUCUCGCUGUCGACAACAUCAUUUCUUCUCCUCAGCAGCUGCACACAGGCUCGUCAGCAGCCCAUACCGCUAUCAGCUCGCAGGUUACCCCCAUGUCCCAUGCGAGCUCCCCGUCGUGUGAUGUCAGAACAGGUCAAGAGAAGGGCUCUGAAUUCGAGGGUGAUGUCACCUUAACCACGCAGGCUACUUUUGCCACAGACUUCUUACAGCAGAUCGUUGAUAGCAAUCAGCCGUCGCAAACACUUCCUGAGAUCAAGAGUCACUUAGAUGCACUGCGGAAUAUUUUGGCGGAUAAGGAAGUUAGUGCCAACGAGACGCGGCUUCUUGAUACACAACGAAUACUGUCACCUCAAGAACAUGGAGGGAUCCAACUCCCUCCCGUCAACCUGGCCAUGAUGGCUGUACAGAGACUAAGAGAAUCGCCCAGAUUACGGCUGUUCUGGCGUGCAGAAUUCCAUAGCAUCAGCCAGUUUGUGGAGUAUCUCAUGACAGUCUACUUUGGCAAGCCUACCCUUGCUGACCUCAUCGUUACACAUGUUGGCUUACAAAGUCUCUUGCACGAAUGUGGUAAUACUGAAACGGAAGAGGUUCUGAGGGGAGAGUUUGCAUCUCAGGCGUCGAUCUGCCGGCAGAAUCUGGAGUCUAUCUUGGCUGGCCUCCCAUUCAAUAUGCCCUGCACACCCGAUUAUAUCCUCGCCCUGUUUAUGGCCUCAUCCUAUCACCUCGAAAAUUGUCGAAUUUCCAUGUCCCGGAAUUGUCUGGCUGCAGCAGCACAAAUGUGCCAGACAUUGGGGUUCACCCGCGAAAAUCUUCCAAAGGCAGAGUCGAGAGAGGCGAAGCAACGGCGAGCUAAAUUGGUCUUCUACAUCCAUCUUUGUGAUAAGAUGCUCGCUUUGAGACUGAGUCGACCGGUCUUGAUCAGGGAUGGAGAAAUUACCGUCAACUUCGAAGCCUUGGAAGCGGAUGGGAGUGAUGGACCGACCCCUGUCAUUGCAAAAUGGGCUCGCUUUUGCGACCUACAAGGGAGGAUUUAUGAUACUCUUUACAGUCCUGGGGCUUUGCUUCUACCAGAUGUUCAGAGAGAAACGAAUGCAAGGAAACUCGCGGCAGAUAUGGAGACACUCUUCCAAACCAAGAGCCUCGCGGAGGAACAUUUGUUUGAGUCAAUCACUACAAGCAUUGGAGAAACACAGAGUGAGGUCUUCCGAAGAACAGACAAGGUCGCAUAUUAUUCUAUGCGCUGUCUAGUCUUUCGGGCUGUCAGACCCGCAUCUUUGACGUCCUCAGCCUUUUGUGACGAAUGUCUUGAAGCGGCAAAGGACGGUCUUGAGCAGCACAGGAUUUGUUUAUCUAUACUUAAAAGCGUCGAAGCUAUUAUCUUCGAAUUCUACAUGCACUGGGGCCUCAUGGCAGUACCUCUGGUGCCUUUCAUGGUUUUGUUCUGCCACGCCAUCGAGACCUGUGACCCUGCUCAUUUGAAGCCGCUCGCAGCCGUUGUUGAAACAGUCGACAUGAUACCUCCAGACUUACCAAGCGUCUACAGAAAGCAGCUUCAUCUCUUCAAGCUUAUGUAUGAAGUCGCGUGCAAGUAUGUGGGCUCAAGGUCCACUAACCAACCAGUCCAACCUUCAGGACGUAUACCUGAUACGCCAUUUGAGAUGCUCUUCUAUGAAGCAGGUGUACCCAUCCCGAGUCAUCUGCAUAUGCAGACGAAUGUCCAGAACUUCCAGGAUAAUACACAGGUCGUACAUGAUGUGAACUAUGGUGGUUUCUCAGCUGCACAAGCGGGAAAUAUGGUGGAGGGUAGUUUUGACCAUAACAUGGACCUGGGCAACUGGUUUGAGCAAAAUCAAGAGAUAUUCAUGAUGCUGGACAACAAUCCAUCAUAGAUAUCGGAGCUCCAUAUUCACUGGAAUACUUCAGCUAUAGUAGAACGCGCUAGUUAUGCUUCAAAGAGGUGUUAGUUUCGCCGGAUGUCAUUGUAUGUAAUCGACGUGUUGUGUUUUGACUCGCCUCGAGCUUGUGGAAUGUCGUGUCAUCAAAGGUCGCCUGUUGCCAGGAUGAGUUUAUAGCAUUUAACUAACCUUAGUUAUGACUUCAUGAGGAUUGAUUGUAAGACUUAG